UCACCUGGUCGGGGAGAGUAGAAAUCGGAGCUCGACGUCCGAAUGUGGCGACUUGGGUGCUACAUAUCUCGCAACCAAUUUCCGAGAUUCUGUAGCCAUCACGUCGUUUUGCGAGUGAGCCCCACAAUCCGAGCAUGAUAUGCACUUGGUUGCGGAAUUCAGUAGAGGACGUAGCAAGAAUUCGAAGCUGGGUAGGGAAGGAUUCGAAGCUUGAUUUGUGGGUUGGAAUUGGAUUUGCAGUUGUGGUGGGUUUUUGUGGGUGUGUUUGGUAGUUGGGUGUUGAAGUUUUGGGGAGGUGGGGGAAGUGGACAUGGUCGGGGACGAUGGCGAUGUGGUGGAGAUUGUGGAGGAGGUGAUCGACUUGAAGAAGUAUGUGGAUGUGGUGCGUGACGAUGGAGCGGGCGCCAUCGCCACAUUUCUGGGCACAACGCGGGACAUGUUUGAGGACAAGCGGGUGCUGGAGCUUCGGUACGAGGCCUACCAUGCCAUGGCGCUCGAGCACCUACGAAGGAUUUGCAAGGUAGCGCGGUCGCGCUGGGCGCUCACGAGGAUAGCGAUUGUGCACCGGAUCGGCGUCGUGGGUGUCGGGGAGGAGAGUGUGUUGGUCGCAGUGUCGUCUGUUCACCGGAAAGAAUCACUUCAUGCGUGUGAGUUCUUGAUUGAUGAGCUUAAGGCUUCCGUGCCAAUCUGGAAGAAGGAGGUGUACGAGACUGGGGACGCGUGGAAGCAGAACUCGGAGUUUCUGAGUAGGAAUUCUUUAGUCACGACUCCUGCGGCUGUUGGAGGAGCUUCAGAUGUGGCUAGGGUUUAAACUGGCUGAGCAAGGAUUCUGCUACAAUUUUAGUGUUUCUAUGUUUGAGUCUCUGACAAUUUUGACUUUGGUUAAGACUUGUUAUUAUCUUCGCUGUCUCUCUACAUAAUAACACGAUUUGGACCUUGAGCUUCGAAUGCCAUAAAUAGUUGCGUAUGUUGAAGGGAGGUCGGAAUUUGUAAUCUAGUUGAGUGCUCGGGUUUCUGAAAGUUUGCUAUAGCUAUGCUCACAGAAAUACAGCAAUCUGCCUAAGCUCGCAGAAAUAUGUUCACUAUGGAUCUACGAGGUUAGUGGGAUUGACAGGUAUCACUACGCCAAGUUACUACAAUCUUGACUUUCUUUUCAAUGGGCUGGAGUAUCAAAGUAGUGGAAAGUGUUGGUACACGUUUUACUAGAACUGGUCUUUAAAGGCGUAGCAAUAUUACGCAGACAAAUCAAUUCCAAUCGUGGGAGCGUUUUUGGGAUCUGACACUGAAUUUAAAUGUGAUGUUUGAGUUUUGGAAAAAAUAGUUCAUUGAUGGAGGCUAUUUAGCUUCUGUUUUUCUGAGAAA
Molecule: messenger RNA, 1362 nt
Organism: Physcomitrium patens
Lineage: Eukaryota; Viridiplantae; Streptophyta; Bryopsida; Funariales; Funariaceae
Product: molybdopterin synthase catalytic subunit
Biological process (GO): Mo-molybdopterin cofactor biosynthetic process
Cellular component (GO): cytosol; molybdopterin synthase complex
Molecular function (GO): molybdopterin synthase activity
Source: RefSeq, a predicted model, not a curated record